Messenger RNA from Sinocyclocheilus grahami, 617 nucleotides. Its product is annotated as proteasome subunit alpha type-5-like. Gene Ontology annotation, cellular component: proteasome core complex. The record is from RefSeq and is a predicted model, not a curated record. The transcript has 6 exons. Lineage: Eukaryota; Metazoa; Chordata; Actinopteri; Cypriniformes; Cyprinidae. Bases 11 to 511 code for a protein of 166 amino acids.
AGGCUGUGCCAUGAGUGGCUUAAUAGCUGAUGCAAAAACUCUUAUCGACAAAGCAAGAGUGGAAACACAGAACCAUUGGUUUACCUACAAUGAGACGAUGACGGUGGAGAGCGUAACGCAGGCUGUGUCUAACCUCGCUCUGCAGUUUGGAGAGGAAGACGCUGACCCUGGCGCUAUGAGCCGUCCUUUUGGUGUUGCUCUGCUUUUCGGAGGUGUGGAUGAGAAAGGACCUCAGCUAUACCACAUGGAUCCUUCAGGCACUUUUGUCCAGUGUGAUGCCAGGGCUAUCGGCUCAGCAUCUGAAGGAGCUCAGAGCUCUUUGCAGGAGGUUUACCACAAGUCCAUGACGUUAAAGGAUGCCAUCAAGUCUUCUCUCACUAUCCUGAAACAAGUGAUGGAGGAGAAACUCAAUGCCACUAACAUUGAGCUUGCCACAGUAGAGCCCGACAAGACCUUUCACAUGUACUCAAAAGAAGAGCUUGAGGAUGUCAUCAAGGAUAUCUUGAGCUGAACGGAGCUCUGCAAAGCCUGACUGAUGUUUAAUAUGAAAAAUCCAGUGUAAUUUUCUGUGAAUCACCACACAGCAAUUGCAUAUAUAAUACUCUGGCUGCAUCCUA